ACACAACAACCAAAAAGUCAACAGCAUUACGCGACAUUGGCGUGCGAGGUUAUAAUAUGUCUUGAUCUAGAGCAUUCAAAAGCAAUAAAGACAUUGCUUUUAAAUCUGAAUGAGGAUGAAAGGGCAUUGAUCAGCCCCAGGGACUGGAUUGACAAUGCGUCACAGAAAAGAAAAUUGGACUUCACAAAUGAAUCAAAUUUGUUGACUCCUUUAUUAAUACGGACGCAGCUUCACAAAUGUGCUAAAUUUGUUGCCUCGUUUAUUCAAAAAUGUUUCUUACGAAACUAUAAAACAUUCUCGCUCUUACCAACUCCACCACAACCUUCUGCUCGACAAUUAGAAGAUGAACGAAAAGAAGAAUGUAUUUGUGCAGUUAGUAGUAUGAUGGGAAGUCACACCCAAAGUUGGCAUGGGUGGUGCGAGAGCAAUUCAUUUUUUGCUGGACUCGUUGGUUUAACUGAGGAUAAACGAAGCUACUUAGUAUUUUGUAUGUCACCUGAUGGAAAUGUAGUUCAUUGUGAGCACCCUUGGGAGAAAAUUGAUAGUGGCAACACUCUACCGGGUUGUUAA
Dentiscutata erythropus is the source of this 570-nucleotide messenger RNA. NCBI's taxonomy places the organism in Eukaryota, Fungi, Glomeromycota, Glomeromycetes, Diversisporales, Gigasporaceae. The record is from the annotation of a GenBank genome assembly.